AUGGCUGUAUCAGAUAUCUCAAGUAGCCAAGAGACGGUCGAAGACCCUACGUUACCAGGCUCCCCAGCUGAAGGGGCUACGAUAAUUCUUACACCGGAAAACGCUGAGGCACGACUGGCGUUUAGUGAAGUUGCUGAGUGGCUGCAAGAACAAAGCGGGGAUUCUGAUGCCCAAGCUGCACGACAACACACACAAAAGUGCAUGUGGAUUUCCUCAAGGCAACAAAAUGAUCGUGAAGUCGACCGGUUAGUUGCGGCGGCAUCGGAAAACCUUUCAUCAUCAUCCCCAAUCUCAUCACCACGAGAUCCAGAACCAUCUUCCCGCUCAGAUAAGCCAGAAGAUAAGAGUCCAGAGCAGUUGAUCUGGAAAGGCCACUACUUCAUAUCGCUCGAUCAACCCCCUCGAAAUCCCUCAAGAGGAUGGAUAGUUGGUUCCAUGAGAAAUGGCCCUCAUUUUAACGAUAUCGUCCUUUGUUUGCGUUCUGGUAGCGAAAAGAUGUACAAAGUCCGGCGCAAUCAGGCUAUUCUCCAAAUUGAUGAAAUAAGCUUUAUAUAUGUGCAGCCAAUGACUGAUAGAUCUAACACCUUGGUUAACGGGGAUAAGAUCACCAGGAAGAGAGUUUUUAACCAGUCAUCUGCUCGCCUGGCCUUCGGCUCUCUCUGCUACCGCAUCCAGUAUGCUCGAGGAUCUUACGCCGACGACUACCCCAGCAGAGUCAAACGUUACUUGGAUGAGCACCUCCAAAUUUCUAAAACUCUGCUAGAGCUAUCGCUAACACCAACACCAUCUGAAAGCAGUCCCAUUGUCAUCGGACAGUGGACUGUCAGCGCAGGUACUGUAGGCAAAGGCGCAUCCGGAAUGGUCAGCAUCGCGUCGAACGACCAUGGCCAACGUGUGGCUUUGAAGAGAGUGCAAGUUGGAAGAGACAGAGAGCGCAUACAGAAGAUUCAGGCAAAGCUGGAGACACUGGCUGCAUUGUGCCAGAGAAAGAAUGAAAACCGCUUGCUGCGACUCAUCGAAGUUAUUACGGAUGAUGUGAGAUCAACGAAUAGAAUAGCGGACGUCUGGUUCGUUCAAGACCCUGCUGCCCAGGAAGUACUUUCUACUGCCCUCACCCGUGGGAUGUUCAAACAAGGUCAAGAGAGGAUAUCCAUCGUCACAACCGUUCUGGCAGACAUCCUCGGCGCCACAAACUUCCUCCACAGGCAUCGCUGGAUACACGGAGAUCUCAAACCCGUCAAUAUUGGCAUCCGAACUUGGAACCCCGAGUGCAUAUCUCUAGUGCUGCUUGAUCUCGACGAUGCAGAGGAAAGCCCUUCUCCAGGUAGAUAUCACUCCGCUCGGCCUGGAACCGGCGGAACGAUCGGAUGGCUAGCUCCGGAGCGAGAGAUGACGGGGUACAACGAGCUAGCUGAUAUCUGGAGUAUCGGCGUCAUGGCCAUUGAGAUGAUUUCGGGGCGGCAUCCGUGGCGACAGGUCAAGAAUCCUUGGAGACCGGGCCCUGAAGCUAGUGAGUUGCAGAAAGACUUUCACGACAUGUAUAGAGAAGCUGUAGAUACUUUAGAUAAGCUUCAUGACGAGGGUAUGACUUUACUUCUAUUCUGUGACAGUGGUGCUGAUUUUGUUGCUAGCUUUGAGAGGGGCGGUUCUUGGCAUGGUGCGGCAUCCGUAUGCUGA
This is a messenger RNA of Fusarium musae, 1677 nucleotides long. RefSeq lists its product as uncharacterized. Gene Ontology annotation, cellular component: cytoplasm. The transcript has 2 exons. Bases 1 to 1677 code for a protein of 558 amino acids. NCBI's taxonomy places the organism in Eukaryota, Fungi, Ascomycota, Sordariomycetes, Hypocreales, Nectriaceae. Gene Ontology annotation, molecular function: ATP binding; protein serine/threonine kinase activity. Gene Ontology annotation, biological process: peptidyl-serine phosphorylation; autophagy. The record is from RefSeq and is a predicted model, not a curated record.